UACGUCAUCACGUUACUACUCGGCUACGCGCUUGGCUAAAAUGCUAAGCUAAGCGGUUCUUUCGCUUCUUCCCUCUGUUGUUCUUUAUAAAAACAAGGACAAGAAAACGCUGGACAAACAUCUUAAUGAAAUAAAGAGGGUUCUUCUUGGUGGUUUUUUACUUCACGGGCUUGGUCGCCAUGGCUUUGCAGCCGGGUCCCGAGGAGUUAGGGGAACAAGUGGUGGAAGAACCGGAGGAUAUGGAAGAUCAGGACGCUAGCAGUAUCUCCCCAGCCGAGGAGAUAACGCUGCCAGUCGGCCAGGGGGGCGAAGAUGAGUCGGAGCCGCUGCUACUGCCUUGGGACCGCUUCUCAGCCUGGCUGCAUUGCAUAUGUGUGGUGGGCUUCGACCUGGAGCUGGGCCAGGCGGUGGAGGUUAUAUACCCUCAUCACUCGAAGCUGUCUGAGAAGGAGAAAACAAGUAUCUGCUAUUUGUCGUUCCCUGACUCCAACUCCGGUUGCCUUGGCGACACCCAGUUCUGCUUUCGUUUCCGCCAGGGCUCCAACAGGAAGUCCUCACUGGGCUGCUUCCUUGAGACCGCUGAUAGAGAUGCACCUGUCAGUCUGAAGCGGGACCAGGGUCAUUACUAUGGUUACGUGUACUUCCGUCAAGUACGGGACAAGUCUCUGAAGAGAGGAUACUUCCAGAAGUCUCUAGUGCUUAUCAGCCGCCUCCCCUACGUCACCUUCUUCCACUCCCUGCUCAAGAUCCUGGCUCCGGAGUACUUUGACAAGCUGGAGCCCUGCCUAGAAGCUGCUUGUAAUGACAUAGACCGCUGGCCAACGCCCCAUCCUGGUCGAGUUCUGAGUCUGCCGAUCAUGGGCGUGGUAAUAAAGGUUCGCAUCCCGACUUGCUACGACAAACCGGGUACUUCACAGCUGGUCCAGUCAACACAGACUGACAGCCAAGUGUCUAUCGUCCUACCCACCAUCCACGAGGUGGACCUCUUCAGGUGUUUCCAUCCAGUGUUUUUCCACAUCCAGAUGUUGUGGGAGCUGGUGCUGCUAGGGGAACCCCUGGUUGUCAUGGCACCGUCGCCGGCCGAGUCGUCUGAUACUGUGCUGGCGUUGAUCAGUUGCCUCUCUCCCCUGCGGUACUGCAGUGAUUUCCGUCCCUACUUCACCAUCCACGACAGCGAGUUUAAAGAGUACACCACCAGGACCCAGGCCCCCCCCUCUGUCAUCCUAGGAGUGACCAAUCCCUUCUUUGCCAAGACGCUGCAGCACUGGCCUCACAUCGUACGCAUAGGAGACAUGAAGCAAGAAGGAGAGAUGGCCAAGCAGAUGAAAGUCAGGAAACUAAAGAACCUGAAAACUCUGGACUGCAAAACAGGGGUGUACAGUGCAUUCAAGCCCUUCCUCAAUAAAGACGAAGACAUCCUAAAACAACUUCAGAAGGGUGUCCAGCAAAAAAGGCCGUCAGCAGCUCAGAAUGCAAUUCUCCGUCGCUACUUCCUGGAACUGACGCAAAGCUUCAUCAUUCCUCUGGAGCGCUACGUAGCUAGUCUCAUGCCCCUCCAGAAGUCCAUCACUCCAUGGAAAAGCCCUCCUCAGCUCCGCCCCUUCCUGCAGGACGAGUUCAUGAAGACCCUGGAGAAGGCGGGGCCUCAGCUCACCUCCAGACUGAAGGGAGACUGGAUUGGUCUGUACAGACAGUUCCUCAGGUGUCCUAACUUUGAUGGCUGGUUCCGGAACAGGAAGAGAGAGAUGAGCCAGAAGCUGGACGCCCUACACCUAGAGGCCCUGUGUGAGGAGGACCUACAGCUGAGGACUCUGGAGCAUACAGAGGUGGAGAAAGUGGACCUGGUCCUCAAGCUCAAAGACAAACUGACGCAGGCAGAGAAGAACCAUCUCCCUGUGCGUCCAGGGACGGUGUCCAAACUUCAGGCCCACAUCGAAGCCAUCAUCUUGGGCUUACCGGAGGACCUGCAGGGCAUCCUCCACAGACCCUCCACUCCCUGACAUCUCCAGCCUCCGAGGCCCCCCUCAUGUAAAACGGACAACACUACAUGGAGAAGCCAUCUUCUCUGUAGAAGCUUUUAACCGUCGAUACAAACAGUGGAGACCGUCUGAACUGCGACCUAUUGAACUUUGACCCCUUGACUUUCAUGUGAAGAAAGCAGGCUGUACUCCAGUCACAUGGUUUUAAGUGAACCUGUGCGCUGGGCUUCAGCCGUUAUCACACGCAGCACACAGCGUGCUUUGGAUAACAAAGCGCUGGCACAUGGAGUAUCAGAAUCUCCUCUUUUUUUAAUGAAAACUCUCUUGCAACAGGAGCCAAUUAAAACCAUUAGUUGGGGUCCAAUGAACAUGCUUUCCCUUAUCCUCCCUUAAGCAAUAAUAGAGAAUUUCUUCUUUACAUUCAGAUCUUGGUCCUCACUAAUAUUUGACAUAAAAUACAUUCGAAAAGUAUUCAACAAUUUUAUUUUUUACUUUAUUUGAUAAAGGUUUUGGUGCUAACAAUAUUAUUUUUUGGGAAAGAUAGGAAUCAGUUUGAAAAGGAUCUGUGCCUUAUUCAAGAAAACCGUACACAACCAGUAUGACCGCAGGAUACACACAACAAUCUGUCUGUUACUCAACAAAAAAAUUGUCCAGGCCAGGGGUCUCAAACUCAAUUUACCUGGGGGCCGCUGGAGGUAGAGUCUAGGUCAGGCUGUGCCACAUCAAGUAUUCCACAAAAAAAAGUAGCACAACUGACCCAAUCUAAGUUAAUGAUCAGGCUAUAAUUAGAUCAUCUUGGCUAUGUAAUCGCUGACAACAGGGGACAUUUCAUAGUGGUUGGUGGAAACCGGGACAUUUAAGCUUCCUUUGGCUUUUGUCGGGACCCAGGGCACGCAACUCAAAAUUGGGACUGUCCCGGCAAGACUGGGACAUCUGGUCACCCUAUCACAAGUGAUUAAAAAAGCGUGGCAAGCGACUCAGCAAAAAUGUGUGUUUGACAACAACGCGCGGGCCACACUAACACUAAACUUUUCUUAUGUAGGGGGCCACAAAAUAUCACCCCGCGGGCCUCGAGUUUGAGACUCCUGGUCUAGACCAAUACUCCCAUAUUAAUAACAUGCUUUUAAAUUAACCACCCACAUACUAAAUGUAUUAGGAAUAUUAACAGUAAAGAUGUAUACAUAUUUAAGAAUCAUGUGUAAUGUAUGAAAGCCCAACUUACCUUCACGUAAAACCACUAAGGAAAAGCAGGUAAACUUAACAUUUGGUUCUUUGGCAGCCAUCAAAUCUUUAAAUGUGUAAAUAUAGUUCACAUGUUUCUAUGGUGGGUGCAUUGUGCAGAAUAGGUGUAAAUAAAUGUCUACAAUAAUAUGUACUAAACUAUUUUGCUACUUUGGAAGUUUUUACUAUUGCAAUCAUGGAUGGACUUAUUUUUAGUUUAUCCAUGCAGGCUAUUAGCUUGCUGUCACUACCAGCUGUGCUAAUAUAAACAUGUGCACCACAAUACCCAUUGAUCAAUACUAAUGUUUGAAUUGUGUGUUGCAGUUAUUGAUAUGGUGUGUUAAUAGACUCGGUUUCAUAUCCAGUUAUGACAGAAGUAACCAGUGUACCAUUGAUUCAGGAAUUCUACCAGAAUAUUUUCCAAUGGCAUGUGAUUUCAAAUGUUCAGUCACUGUGUUCCUUGCAGAAGCACAACUCGUUCGCAUUAAAGCAGUCCAAUCGAACGUUUA
Gadus morhua (Atlantic cod) is the source of this 3709-nucleotide messenger RNA. RefSeq names its product DENN/MADD domain containing 6A (gene dennd6a). The record is from RefSeq and is a predicted model, not a curated record. Gene Ontology annotation, cellular component: recycling endosome. Gene Ontology annotation, molecular function: guanyl-nucleotide exchange factor activity. NCBI's taxonomy places the organism in Eukaryota, Metazoa, Chordata, Actinopteri, Gadiformes, Gadidae. The coding region runs from base 180 to 2000 and encodes 606 amino acids. The transcript is spliced from 19 exons.